This is a messenger RNA of Pogoniulus pusillus (Red-fronted tinkerbird), 4379 nucleotides long. It is a transcript of the gene CCDC82, whose product is annotated as coiled-coil domain containing 82. The record is from RefSeq and is a predicted model, not a curated record. Gene Ontology annotation, cellular component: nucleus. The transcript has 8 exons. NCBI's taxonomy places the organism in Eukaryota, Metazoa, Chordata, Aves, Piciformes, Lybiidae. The coding region runs from base 248 to 1648 and encodes 466 amino acids.
CCGGCAGCGGAUUCGAACGCGCACUUCCGGCACUCCCGCCCUGCGCGCCAACCCGAGCGCCUAGGCGCGCCACGUGACACAGCGCUCCCCUCUCCCUGCGGCCUGCCUGCACUUCCGCAAACAUCGCCGCGGCCAAUGGCGGCGCCCGCAGCGCCGGGGCGGAGGUCUUUGCUCAGCGGCUGUGCGAGGAGGCGCGGGAGCGUUAACCGCAAAGCAACGGCUGCGGGUGGGUUGCUGAAGCCUGACAAUGGAGAUAAAAGCAGUUGUCAGAAGAUACGAGACAAGAAAUAAGACAGCGGGAGCAGAAGUGUCGUCUUCCAAAUCCCGAGUUGAUUGGAGGCGUACCAAAAGGGAGCUCGUACUACUUGACAGCAAUGACGAAUCCUCAGAUACUUCUGAGGAAGAAGAACCUACCACAUCAGAAGAUGAAGCAGACAAAAAAGAUGAAACUGUUGUGAAGAAUAACCUUUCAGAUCAGGAAGAAAAAAGCCACGGUGGGGAAGUCACAGAAGAUGGUGAGGAUGAAUGUAUCAUGCCUGGGAAACGUAAAAGGUUGAACUCCUGUGUCUUAUAUGACAGUGAUGAAAGUGAGGGCAGUGAUAUACUUGUUCGAAAAGUUUUUGCUAAGCGUCACUGCAUAAUGGAUGAAGAUGACAGUUCUGUGGAGCAGCAACCUCUUAAAGCAGAAAACACUUCUACUAGUAGGAAACAGAACGUGUUUGCAAAAUUGAAAGACCUUGCAAGACAAAGAGCAACUCAGAGAUCCUGCAGCAGUGAAAAUUGUGAGGAUUCUAAUGACGAAGCAGAAGAGGAACCACUUUGUCACUUGCUCCACACACCAACAGAAAGUAGUGAAACUGACAGUGACAGCAUGAAAGAUUUUAUAGUAGAGGAAGAUGAUGAUGAUGAUGGCAACAUAGAACAUUCACAGAGCGAACACCAGACACAACAGAAGGAACUACUAAAUACAUCAAAUAGCGAGUUGCUGGCUCACUAUUUACCACAGUUACCUCGCUGCAGUCAUUAUGUGCACUUCCAAAGAAUAGUAAGGGCUUUCCUCAUAAAUGCAAUUGAUGACACUUUUCUGAGCUCACUAUAUGAUGGAACAAGACAAAAGAAGUACGCACAAGAUAUGUUGCUCUCACUUCAUUAUUUGGAUGACCGCUUCAUUCGGCCUCGUCUUGAGAACUUAAUCUCUAGAAGUCGCUGGAAAGAUCGAUACAAGGAGCGUGUAGAUUGUUACCCAGAUGUUCGCAUAGUCAUGAAAAAUUCAGAACUGGUGUCUUGUCAGGCCUGUGAGAUGAAUCGGUACUGCAAGUUUAAUGUGCUGCUCUCUGGAAAGCUUUAUAAUAGCACAACACUGGAAGUGGAUGACUUCAUGUCAGAUGACAAGCAGAUUCUGAAGGUUGGCAAAGUGUGUGCAGAUCGUACAAGAGUUUAUCAUAAUUUGAAGCACUUCAAAUACAAGUUGUAUAUGGAUUGCAGCUCCAUUGCUGAGGUGGAUGGUGUUGUGGAUGAACCAGUCAAAGACACAGUCGAUCGGCUUUUCAGCCAAUUGGAAGACAGUGGGUGGAUUCAGAAGAGAUAUGGUGAUCUUGAAGACUUCAUGAGUGAUGCAGACAAUUUCCAAGAAGAGAAAAUGGAUUAAGUAGUCAUGUGAAAGACAUAUAAAAUUCGAAUGACCUGCUUUGUCUACAUGCACUUUGUUUGCUUAAUCUUUGUGUUUCUUUUUAGGCUAUGUUAAAUUCAUAAGCCUUUAAACUACUGUUUGAGAGUGUGUUGUACUUUUUUUUUUUUUGUUGUCUGUGUCAAUAAUAACCUAAAAUUUUACCCAAUUAGCCCUUCCAGUCUCACUUGCAUAGGUCACUUUAAGUUUCCUUCUGUUCAGAAAAAUAACAUCAAUAUCUGUUUAUCUGUGAGAUAAACUUCCACUUAUUUAUAUUGAGUUGCUUCAUAGGGAAAGUAGGAGAUGUGGACACCUUUUGCAGUAGGUAUUUUUUGAGAGGUUCUUGUUGUACAACAACAUGUAGCUUUCAUCUUACCGUACUUGUUGCUGAUUAUGUGCAAGUAAGUCCAACCUUUUAGAAUGAUAAAUAAGCAGCACCAAAUGCAAUGAUCUACCUUCCCUCUGGGGAACCGGUAUAGACUGUUGCAAGACAGCAGAGGAAAUGCUUUACAGUCCUAGCUGCAUUUGCAGCACAAUAGUCAUUCCUCUCUUAGUGGGUGAUGAGUCACAGUAGAGGCAUCAUAGAGACUUCAGCUUAGCUACCUAAAUGAACAUGUUGAUCCACAAUACUGUCUCUGAUAAGCAGCUGGGGCAAUUUACUGAUAUAUUAAACAUCAAAUUGAGUUGUGCAGACAUAAUGGCCACAACUUGCAGUAACUCUAAAAUGGAUUAAUGUGGUCAGGCAAGACAAGCAAGAAUUCUUCCAGUGUAAUUUAACACAGAUUAGGAGUUACUUUACUCUUGUUCAGCUUACCUGAAUUGAAGCCCAAAUCAGAGUUUGUGGGGGGGGGCAGGGGAGUGAAUUUUGAGGAGUUAAAAGGGUUAAGUACUGCCUCUCCAUUCUGAAUAUUUGGAUAUGAGCCAGCAAUGUGCACUUGCAGCCCAAAGACCCCCUUGUUUCCUGAUCUACUUUAAAAAAAGCAUGGCUGGCAAUUUGAAGGCGGUGAUUCUAUUCUUCUAGUCUUGUGAGAUGGCAGGUGGAGUACUGUGCCCAGCUCUGGAGUCCUCAGUAUAGGAAAGACACAAGCCUAUUGGAGCCAGUACAGAGGAAAGCUACAAAAAUAAUCAGGGGGCUGGAACACCUCUGCUAUGAAGAAAGGCUGAGAGAGUUGGAAUUAUUCAGCCUGGAGAAGAGAAAACUGAGGACACUUCAUUGUGGUCUUUCAGUACUUAAAGGGAGCCUGUAAAAAAAAUUGUGACACUUUUUUACAAGGGCAUGAUAGGACAAGAAGUAAUAGCUUUAAACUGAAAGAGGGUAGUGUAGAUGGAUGUAAGUAAGGAAAUUUUUAUGAUGAGGGUGGUGAGACACUAGCAUAGGUUGCCUAGAAAAGUUGUGAGUGCCCCAUCUUUGGAAGUGCUUACGGUCAGUUGGGCAGGGCUUAGAGCAACAUGAUCUAGUGGAAGGCAGACCUGGCCAUGAUGGUUUUCAAAAGUCCCUUCCAACACAAACCAGUCUAUGAUUCUGUCCCUGCACUUGGUGCUGCAUAUGAAAUUAAUUAGAUGUAGCCUAAGAUAAGGUACAGGGUGCAAGGUUUUGAAUCUAGUUAGGAACUGUUUCUGCAUCCUGCUGUAUGCACAUACUCUUUAUCAUUCUUCAGUGGCUGAGCAACUUAAUGGAAAGGAAGAUGUUAACACUCUAGAUUCUUUUAAAAAGCUGCUUUCCAGAAGCAAAACUAACAUAACCUAAUUUCUCUCUCUUUGUCCAUAAGAAAUGCCCACAUUCAUUAUGCCACUCUACUGGGAACAGACAGGCUGACUGGCUGGACAGCUGCUGCCAGGUGUAUCACUUAAUGGUGAACAUCUGUUGGCUUUUUUCCUGAGGGACAGCAUCUUAGAUUUGUGAAUCAGUUGCAGCAUUCAUUGUAAGAAAUGAACUGCUUUUUUAAGACACUGAAAUUGAGCAAUGAUUUAGAUGCUGUUAGAGUAAGCUAAUAUCAGCAGUUCUCUCUUGUACCACAUACAGACAGAAGAUUUAUAAACCAACAUGAAAAAUCCAACUAAACAGAUUGAGGCUUUCUCUCAGGUAAACUUACACUGAAAAUAUUCUUUCUAUACCUUAACUAUUACUUUUAUCAAUUCUCAGAAUAUUUACAUAUUUAUACCUCUUUUUCUAGUUACUAAGGCUGAAGGAAAUAUAUUCUUUUUCUUCUUCAUCCCUGUUCUGACAAUAUAGGUGGGAACACAUUCAUCAACCUGAAAGUACUCAGGAAUUCAUCUCAUAUAUCCCCUUGAGAGAAAAAAAAAAGCCUCUUGAUGCCCCAGCUCUUUCUGUUAGCAAAAUCUCUGUGCACAUUUGUUGGCUUCUCAAGAAAUGUAAAACAACUCUUAGGUGCAGAGUAACUUUAUUCUUACAGAGGAAAACCAUUCUGAAUUAGUUUUGUACAACAUAAUGCCUUGUUGGAGCCUUUCUGACUGGUCUUAAUUUCUGCUACCUUCUGGAUUCUGAAAACAAGGUAAACUGUUUUUUUUUGAGGGGGGUGAGGUUUUUUUUUUAGUUUAUCUAUCAAGGUGAAUUAUUUUCUCACUUUGCUGCAUCAUAACUGUUUGCUACCAAGAUAAAAAUAAGUUUGGGAAAAUUUGGAUUGCUGAUUACUGGUAGUAUUGCACAAAUACAUUUUGAUUGAAAAUUAAAAGUGAUAAAGUGUUCCAGUGA